This is a messenger RNA of Mercenaria mercenaria, 12133 nucleotides long. RefSeq lists its product as uncharacterized. Gene Ontology annotation, biological process: lipid transport. Gene Ontology annotation, molecular function: lipid carrier activity. The record is from RefSeq and is a predicted model, not a curated record. NCBI's taxonomy places the organism in Eukaryota, Metazoa, Mollusca, Bivalvia, Venerida, Veneridae. The transcript is spliced from 44 exons. Bases 3114 to 10481 code for a protein of 2455 amino acids.
AUAUCUAGAGGGAAAAAUAUGAACUUCACUAAAGUCUAACUACAUGUGGUGAGAUAUCUUGAUUUUGUAUUGUCUGUCUGCCAGUCUGUUUGUCUGUCAGGACUUUCUUUGAAACUAAAAGUAGGUUUUAAAUCAAGCUUUGUAGGAAGAUAUUGUACUUGUAAGAAGGUAUAGUACCAAGACUAGUUUUGCUUGUUGCAUUUUCCUGUCGUACAAUUUUUAUGGAAAUAAUAUGUCCCCUUAAAGGUCAGUUUUGGAGCGUAUCAUGGUGCCAAAGUGACCCAUCUGCUACUUUUAAGUGCAACUUAAAAUAGUAUAUGGGUGGCUUUAGCCUGAAGAAAACAAACAUUAUUCAAAAAUAACAUUUAAGGGGUCUUACUUAGCUCUCACAAUUCAUAGAAAGAUUGUCUGUGGUUAGUAGAUAACCUAUAUAGAUUUUGGCAGUCAAAAGUCAGUGUCACAGCUAGUGACUUUGAGACUUGAUACUGUGUUUGCUUCAUAAGUGAAAUCUGAAUAACCAUUGAGCCUAUAGCUGUCAAACUUGAUAGGGUGAAUGCUUGUGUCAGUAGGUCAAAAUCACAAUAACCUUCAGAGUGAAAGGGUUUCAGGUCAGUAACUAAACUGCUUACAAACUUCAUAGAAAGAUUGCCUCUGGUAAGUUGAUGAUCUGUUUUGUUGUAGGGGUCAGUACAUCAAAGGCUGUAUGAAUUUUAGACUGAAAACUGUUUUUGGUCAAGAACUGGAGCACUCUCACACAUAGAGACUUCAAACUUAAGAAAAUGAGGUUAAAAGAUCUCCUAUUAUUUUUUUUGUGUUUGUUUGUUUAUUUUGGGUUUAACGCCAUUUUUCAGCAGUAUUUCAGUUAUGUAACAGCGGGCAGUUAACCUAACCAGUGUUCCUGGAUUCUGUACCAGUACAAACCUGUUCUCCGCAAGUAACUGCCAACACCACAGGAAUCAGAGGUGGAGGAAGAAUGAUUUGAGACACAAUUUCUUUUAUUAAAUCGUCACGGAGAAUAUAAUUUUUGUGGUGAUUAGGUCAAGUUGAAAGUCACAGUGAUUUAGAGGAUGAAAAUUUUUCUUGUCAGUUACUGGAAUACACUCGGACCUACAGCCUUCAGACUUAAUGUGAUGAUUGCCUGUGGGCACUAUAAAAUAAAUAUAGCUUUAAGGUCAUUAGGUCAAGGUCAAGGUGAUAUUUAAUACUAAAAAGUACAUACCUAGUUAUGUCUGAAAAUCCAUCAUGCGAGGCAUAUGUGUUGUACAAACAACUUUUGUUUAAUAUUUGUAGAUUAGUUAUGGUUGCAUACAAUUGUUAUGCCACCCCUUCGAAGAAGGAGGGGUAUAUUGUUUUGCAGAUGUCGGUCAGUAUGUCGGUUGGUAGACCAAUCAGUUUCCGGAUGAUAACUCAAAAACGCUUGGGCCUAGGAUCAUGAAAGUUGAUAGGAAGGUUGGUCAUGAGUCAUGACCAGCAGAUGACUCCUGUAAAUUUUGAGGUUAGUACUAAAAGGUAAAGGUCAAAUGACCUGGAACAGUUAAACGGUUUCUGGAUGAUAACUCAAGAACGCUCGGGUCUAGGAUCUUGAAAGUUGAUAGGGAAGUUGGUCAUGACCAGCAGAUGACCUCUAUUGAUUUUGAGGCUAGUAGGUCAAAGGUCAAGGUCACAGUGAAGUGGAACAGGUAAACAGUUUCCGUAUGAUAACUCAAGAACGCUCAGGUCUAGGAUCUUUAAAGUUGAACGGGAGGUUGAUCAUGACCAGCAGAUGACCUCUAUUGAUUUUGAGGUUAGUAGGUCAAACAUAAAGGUCACAGUGGCCCAGAACACUUAAACCAUUUCCGGACAAUAACUUGAGAACGCUUGGGCCUAGGGUCACGAAACUUGAUAGGGAGGUAGAUCAUGACCAGCAGAUGACCCCUGUAGAUUUUGAGGUUAGAAGGUCAAAGGUCAAGGUCAGAGUGACCCAGAACAGUAGAACUUUUUUUGUCAAAUAACAAGAGAAUGAUUUGGUUUAAGAUCACAUUUGAUACAGAGGUCACUUAUCAACUGGUAAAUGACCUAUAAUUAUUGAUUUGAGGUCAGUACGUCAAAUGUCUAGUGCACAGUGACCAAAUAAUUUCUGUUCCUUGUGCAGUUGCUGAAUGCAUCAAGUUGGGCAUUACAUGUUCUACGAGCUCUUGUUUAUAUGGUUUUGGUCAUUUCCUAAUCUAUUUUCAAAAACAAAAGUAAAAUAGACUUAAAUUACCAACAUUGUAUGGUCUAACUUUUCUUUUUGUCUAUCUGCAAACACAUGACUGUCUUUGUGCUCUGGCCAGAUACCAGUAUUGCAUGUCAUUUCACCUUUCCAUUUAAAUUAAGUGGUAUGAGGAGACAUGUGCUUUACUAAAAGCAAUAUAUCUAGUUUUUCUAUUGUUAUAUUUGAAUUUUUAUGAGAUAAAUAGUCACAAUCAAGUAUUUGAGUAAAUUUAGGUUAUCUGUUUUGCCAUUGACCAAAAUGUCAUUAACGUUAGUUACUGAAGCCGCUUGUGCACUGGAUACAUUAUCAGUAACUUAAAGUUAUCAAAAAUGAUAUCAAGAGUGAUAGUAAUAUGUUUGUCAAAACAAAACUGUUUUUUAGUUUCUCAGAGCCUUUUUCCAUCAAUUAUCCAUCCAUCAAUAAAAUGGAUCUCAAGCAGUUAGGGAAGCGAAAGUUACUGUCCAGUGUCCAAAGUUAUACAUGGGGUUAUUUCUGAGCACUGUUUUGAAAUUAAGCAAUUGAACAUUUGUAUUUUGAGACUGGUGUCCAAACACUGUUCUGUAAUCUGGCAUCUAUUUAUAGCUUGUUGUGAAGCUUUAAAUCCUUACAUACUUAGUUUCUUUUGUACUGGGGCAUUUUGUAUAACUCAAAGAAUUUAAAAGCCUAAGAAACCAUAAAUACUUCAGCCUUAAUUAUUUUAAUGAGUUACAUGUCAAGUGCAGUUUUGUCAAGACCAGUGACCCUUCGGUUAACAAACUUAAAGGAUUCUUUUCUAAUUGGUGGAUUUCUUAAUGUCAGUGUCCUGUAAAAUCGGGAUUCAUUUAUAAAGUAGGGGAAAAACAUGUGUUGAAUUUUCAUAAAAAAAGUUUAGCUUCACAUCAUGCAUUUUAUAGAGGAUUUGACAGUUACGAGACUGUUAGUGGUUUCUUUCCAGUUGACAGUGUUUCUAGGUGUUUCAAGUGCAGCUGCACUGCAGAAGCCUGCAACAUGCAACAGACAAGAUGCUCUUUUUAAGCCAAGACAUGUUUACACAUACGACUACACGGUACAUAUAUCAAGCGCAUUUCAUGGAGCCUCGUCCUCCAUGUCUGGAUCAAAGUUAUCAUGCACAUUAACUCUGGGUGUUCCAAGAAGAUGUGAGCAUGUCUUACAGCUUUCAGCCUGUUCACUGUCAGAGCGAAGUCAAGGAGCAGACGACACUUACACUGCUGUACAUGAUGCGGAUCAGUUUCUGCAGGACUUGCAAAGAUAUUCAACAUACUUCCAAAUGAAUAAAGGUGUUGUCCUUGCCGACAGUAUUCUUGCUGAGAAUGCAGACACUCUGCAAGUAUUGAAUGUAAAACGAGGAAUUAUAUCUGCACUGCAGUUCCCUGUUUUGGAGGAAGAAGAAUACAAAAACCCUGCUAACAUGACUGACAUUUUUGGAAGAUGUUUAGUAGAAUAUGAUGUUUCCGAUGACACACACAUAACGUCAAUGCGGAACCUUCGAUAUUGUGAUCUGCCAAAUAUAUACACAAAACAAAUUAAUGUGAUACCAGGUCCGUCUGUUGGGCAGAUGGUUGGUGGUGUGAUAGAGGAACCUAUUACAGAGAUGAUAUAUCCAUUUGAAAUGACUGCAUCCUGCUUACAUACCUUGAACAGUGAUCAAACACUCGGUGAUGUAGACUGUUUACAGAAGCAGUACUAUAAACCUCUUGCCUACCAAGGUGAUUACCUGGUUACAGCCAUGACAAAUAUCAGCCAGAAAUUAGAACUAAAGAAUGCAGUGAAGAAGAAAACACCAAAACCAGAUUUGUCUUUAGUUGGAAGGUCUGUUAUUGACAUAAAAUUUGAUUUUGGAGUGGAUUUUAAUCGGGAAUCAAUGCUCGAGGAGAUUCGUGACAGUCUGACAGUACUUACACAGCAAUUUGAGAAGUCUGGUGACAGUUAUGGGUAUGAGUCAGUUCCAGGCAUGUUUGGAGAUCUCGUGCAGUUAUUCAGAUCUGCCACACAAGACACACUUGAGGAUCUAAUGAUUGAAGUGUUUGAUUGUGAUGAGGACAGUGAAGAUCCAACAAAGGUUACAGCUCAGGUAUUUUUCCUAGAUGGUUUGGAGUCAUGUGGAACAGAGUCCUGUAUAAAAGUCUUCCUUCACUGUAUGCUACAUGAUCACACAACUACGGUACAGACAGCAGCAUUCUUACAAGGUCUUAAAGACAUCCCACAUGCUUCAGAAGACAUACUAGAAAAACUACAUGAAUAUUGUCAGAGCAGUGAGGAGACAAUAUGCUGGUUGACUCUGGGAACUAUCCUUAGUAGGUCAGGCCCAGAGGAGUAUAAGGAAGGCACUGUAUUGUAUCAAGUGCUCAGUUCAGCACAUAAUACUGUCGAAAAUAACUGUAACAGUGAUACACUUGUCAGUACGGAAAGAAAACUAAAUACAAUGGUCAAGACUUCAAGAAAUAUUGCAAAUUAUAUUCUUCGUACAGAGAAACUAGGUAAAUUAUUUCAAGGAAAUCAACAGUUGUUGAAGACAUGUCUACAGAAUCGUGUCAUUCCAACAUCUGUCAAGAUCAGUCUUUUACAGAAUGCUGAGGAUCGUUUUGCAGAAAUGAAGUACAGAGACAUUCCAGCAGUCAUGGUUGAUGAUUUGUUUUCAAUUCUGAAAGAGGAUACAACUGAUUCAACUGUAAAAGCAUUUACAUUUUCACUUUUGAUGAAAACUACAAAUACGGUAACUAUCAGAAAAGUUGUGGACUUUAUGCUGCAGAGCGACAACACAGAUCAGAUGAAGUCCUACAUGACAUAUGCUGUUAGAAAUUUAUUUGAGAAUGAUGCUCCGGAUAUGAAAGAAGUGAGAGCCAGUUGGGAGGCAGCACAGAAAGAGAACUAUUUCAAUCCAAAUUUUCACCAUUUACACUCAGUCCCACAAAGUCUGUCAAAAAGUAUCGGAAGUGGUUAUUUCUAUAAGCUUCCUAUAAGUGAGAUAUUUGGAGGUCAGAUUGAAGCAGAUGUUAUAUUUGAUCCUUCCAGCAAAAUUUUCACUACAUUUAAAACUGCUCUUAACUUUUACUAUGGUGACGAGAAACACAAACUUUUUGAAUUUAUGGUCCGUGUGAAAGGUUUUGAUCUCUUGAUGGAUAUUAUACUCAAAAGAAUAGAUAUGACCCCAAUGGAGCUGUAUGAACUUUACAAGAAUUUGAAAGCCCGAGCUCAUGGUCAAGGUCAGGGUGAUGAACAGUUUGCAAAGUUUCAACAGAAUAUAGUAAAAGCUGUUGAGGAUAUUCUAAAAGAAGUGAAUCAUCCAGUUGAACUAGAUUUUGACCUUUCUUUGGAUAUUUCUGUUAAAGGAAAAGACAUUAUGUUUGGAAGUCUGCAGGAACUGAUGGCAAUAAUGAGGCAAAUGAAGUCCAAGUUACCUCCAAAUACCACAAUAUUACAGGUGUAUCUGAAAAAGCUAAUGGCUGGCAUAUCUAAAACUGUGUUCAAGUCUAAAGAGUUGGUUGGUCUGGUCCGAGAUCUGCCGACCUGUGCUGGUUUACCAUUGAACUUGACUGUACAUGCAUAUGGUACUCACAAGAUUGGAGACAGCUUGCAGUCAAAUUUAUUGAUGUUUAUGGCAAAAAAGAGUUCGACUUUGUCUGUUUCUGGGACACCAGGAAUAACAUUUUUACAUGAGUUAAAUGGAGAGUUAGCAGUGCAGAUUGGCACUUCUCAUAGUUCUGGUAUGAAAGCAAAGAUUCUGGUUGGAGCUCACAGGGAUGUGUCUUUAAAACUAACCUAUGGAUACAGUGAUCCCAUGGUUCUAGUUGAAAACCCGACCAAGAAAAAGCUAGAGUUAGAGAUGAAGAGAAUAUAUAAAGAUGAUGAAAGAUAUUAUCAGAAAAUAUUUUAUGCUCGAGGAAGAAUGCAGCUGAAUCAUUAUUCAGGUAUAGAAACAGUUAGUGAAGACCCGACAGUGUCAUCAGCCUACAGACGUUGUAAUGUGGAACAGUGGAUAUCUAUGAUCACUAGGAAAAAGAUGUGUCUAGACUUUGUCUAUCCAAAUGUGACAACAUCAAAAAGUCAUGCUUACUUCCCUUUGUCUGGUCCAUUUGAUUUGGAUAUUACAAUUGAGGACCUUGAUAGUAACAAAGUUGAUGUGUACAGGUUGGUUUUGGAGUAUGAGAGACAGAAAGUGGCAGGGGCUGGUUACACUGAUCAUAUCAAUAUAGCACAUAUUGGAAUAGAUGAUACAAUGAUGAGUGAGACAAAAUAUGCAUACUGGAAUAUAGUGUAUGUCAGAGAUGAUUACAGUCUAACCAUUGACUCUGCCCUCACGGAUUUACACUAUACGUAUUCUGCAAAUCUUACAAACACCUGGCGUUCAGGUUAUUUUGACUUCACAAUAGCUGAACUGCUCAAAAGAUAUGGUUUUGCUACUGGAUGUAUAUUUAAGGUAUUUCAUAAGCGUGAUGGAGACCUCAGAUUAUUUGAAUAUCACUGGAAUGUUACAACACCAACAAUUGGUUAUGAUAUUCACUUACUUACAUCUUCUUCGGGACCAUCUCAUAAACAGUUUGGUGACAGAAGUAUUGAUUUUUCCAUGACUUACUACUGUUCACAAGAGAGACCACUAUUGUACAUGUUUCACAUGAUGCCAACAUGGGCUGCUGAAAACUUUGAUACCAGCAAGAUUCACUUCAAAAAUAGUUAUACUCCUAAAGUCAGUGACAAUAAAGAUACCUACAAUGGCAUGAUAGAAUUUUACGGUCGUAAACUUGCAUGGGAUGCAUCUGUUGAGUAUGAUGGUCCAACUGCACGUGCACAUGAAAUAUUGACCUACACUGUUGGUGGUGUUGAGAAAACUGCUAACGCAUAUUAUUCCAGAACAUGGGGUCAGUCUGAGGCUGGAUUGACCCUUGACGUUACUGGAGAUAUACAGACGGAAAACUUCAAUAUCAUAGCAACUGGGUCAUGUAGUGCGAGUAAAACUGAUGUCACUGCAUCUGGUGAUAUUAAGUAUCAUAAUACAGAGGAAGAAAAUACAUUAAGUAGGAAGAAGCGAAACAGUGUUUAUGAAAAGUUAAAAGAGGUGGAGGAAGCUGCAGUCAACAAAGCAGUUGAAAUAAAGAAAAAGAUAUUUGGUGCAUCUGAAACUGAUGUUGUCAUAGCAACAGACAAAAAGAAUUCUGGAGAUAGCAGAUUUAUGGAACAAUUACAAGAUACAGAAUUUCCACAGUUUAGCAUAUGGGACCUUAAGGACUGGAAUACCAAGCUGUCUUUAUCUGCAAAACUGAAACCUAUAUUUGCUGAUGGAGUCACACCUGGUACAGCACCACCUGAAGCCAUGGAGGCUGUCGGCAUCUUUACAGCUGAAUAUCCAUGGAACGGAGGUUAUGUACGUCACAAUGAAACAUUUUCAGUUGGGAAGAAUAUGCGUAAUACAAUGAGACACUUCAGGAUGUGGUUGAGUGGGGUCAUGGAUACAACCUAUACAAACCUGGAUGGCACACCGGUCAUGGAUGGAAAUAAGCCACUGACUGUAACAAGACGUGGACUAAUUCAAGUUAUCAGAAAAGCUGGGGAAACAUUUGAUUUUGUCUUUAGUUUUAAUGGACCAAAUUUAAAGAAAGAUUAUUCAGUUCUGUUUGAUUGGGAUGCAGCUACUCACCAUGAGCCUCUAUACCAUGUGAGGUCUGAACAAACUAGUGAACUGAUGCCGUUCCUCAACCAUUACUAUGAUGAGAAGUUAUUCUAUGAACCUGCACAUUUAAUACACAACAUGGAAUUUUCGCAUGAGAUGUUGAAAAUCAGUGUUGAUACAGACUUUACUCCACGUAAAGAUGUGAUCGCACGUGAGAAUGGCUCAGUAUCAGUCAAGAUUCUGGAGAAGGUGUGGUCAUUUGAAUUUGAAAAUACAAUGGAAGUGAAAGAUAGAAGAAUACCAUCGGCACAGUGUUCAAUAUCUCCUGGAUCUAUGCCAGGCAAAACAUUUGUCUAUACAUGGCAAAUUAUGGAUGGGAGAACAUGUCUGAUUUCAGGAGCUUUGAGAAAGGAACCAGGAGCAGACCCCUUACCAUUAUGGAGUACACAGGUGGCUAUUAGGGGAACCAGUAUGUUAGAAAUCACACAAAGCUGGUCUCCUGCCUAUCAGGAGCAAAUGGAGAAUUCCCUGAGACAAGGUAUGGUGAAGGGAGCAAUGAUGUUGCAGGCAGUAGGGAACCAGCUGAGGGUCAACAUGGACAAACCUCUUUCUGAACAGACAUUCAUUUUCACACAUUUGAGCCCAGGUGAUGUCAUCAAACAAGCUGUGAUGCCAAACUUUAUUAGAGGAAUGAAGUUUUGGGGCCGAUUUCUUGGCAACAUCGUGCCUUUGCAGUACAGACCAGCAAACCCUGAUGUUCCAGGACCUGUGAUAGCACCAAGGUUUUCGUAUCUAAUGCAGGCAAUGAAAAAUGCUCCAAGCAGUGAACCAAACCCAAUGAUAAGAAGGUUACAAUUUCUAGACUAUCUUGCCAUUAAAAUGGCCAGUAAACUCUUGUUCAGUGUCAGCACAAGUGAAUUCAGAACUAAGAAAAUUGAGGAAAUACUACAGCAAGGACAGUAUACCUAUGUGAUCAGUACAACACCUUUCACCUUUAGAAGAUUGUUUGAUUUUCCAAAGCCUACACAGUUUUAUGGAAUUCUUUUCCAUCAAAUAAAAGAGAUGUUUGGUUUUGCUCGACAUUACUACAGAUACAGAAAGUUGGCAGAGGAAUCUACGAAAAGUGUAGCUGUUAUAUUUGGACGUCAUGAUUCUGACAGAGUGCUCAGUGUUCAAACAUUUGAUAACAGUUUCUUUGACUUGACAGCUAUUAAGACAGAAGAAUGCAGCUAUCUACUUGCCUCUGAUCUCAGACAACGAAGAUGGUCCCUAGUUCUCUCCCCUGCUGGUGUGACCUUGCUGACCUCUAAUAAGUCAGUAACAGUUGGGUGGGACAAGAAUGUGUAUCUAGACAACUGUAGACUACCAAGUGCGGAGGUCUCUGACGAUACAGUGACAGUCGAAAAGAAGGCUGAUACAAUACACGUAUGCACUCCAUAUGGCUUGAAUCUAGAGUUUGAUACGGCUUAUGAUAAUUGCCUUGUGACUAUGGAAGGUUCAUACAUAAAUGAAACCAUAGGUUUGCUUGGUACAAAUGAUAGAGAGAAAUCAACUGAUUUCCGGCUGAAAAGUGGUCAUCUCACUACAGACAGUAACCAGUUUAUGGCAGAGUAUGUGGUAGCUGGUUCCCAGACCUGCAGGGCACAAACUUCAGACUCUAGAGAAAAACAGGAACCAGGAGAUGAUAGCUGUGAGACAGUGAAGCAAGCUUGUAAUAAAUUGUUCUCGAAACACUAUUCAUCUAUAUACAAAUGUAGUUCUAUAACCUUCGGGUACUAUCAAUAUUGUGAGGCUGAGGGCCACAGAUGUGAGGAUGGUGUGAACUCUUGUCAUGCACUGAAAGCUUACAUAGAUGUGUGUGAACAGAAAGGCCUGAUAAAGGAGCCAGUACAAAUGCAAGGCUGUGAGUUUGAAUCACCUGUUAUAGAGAGUUCUGUAGCUGGUUCCUUGGAUAUUGUAUUUGUUGUCUCACAACAUGUCAGCAUGACUAAAAAGAAGGACCGUGCUGAAGACUAUAUGUAUGAACUAGCAAUCCUCAGUGCCUUUGAUCAGUUUAAAGAAGUCAGGUUUGGUGUGGUUUUAUUUGGAGGAAGUGAUCCAGCACCACAUGUAGUUAGGCUGGAAGACAAUAACAACUGUAUAUUUACCAAUAGAGAUGAUUAUGAUUGGGAUGGAUUGUUUGAGGUGUCGAAGCAGACAGCAGGUGGUACAGAUGACACUGACGCAUUCCUUGCUAUAAAAGAGGCAGCAGCAUUCCCAUUUAACCCUAUUGCUCACAAGAUGAUUAUCAUGCUAAUGACGAAGGAACAGAGUUCUGGCAAAGCGGCAGAUAUAUCUGCUCUCAAGACAGUCCUAGAGGAGCAGGAGAUCACACUGAAUGUUAUCUCAACAUACAGCAAGACAGUCAGUGCUAGAAUCAUCGGCAUUAACUCGGACGGUCGGGUCAUUACAAAAAAAUCAGGCUACAAGGGAAACAAAUCUCUCCCUAAGAAUGACUACACUGAACUGAUAACAGCCACUAAUGGUGCAUUGUGGGAUCUGAAUAUCAUAUCUGAAGGAAAUGCUGCAAAGAUGAGGCGAAUGUCAGAAGAGUUUGUGAAACAGACACAACAAAGUGACCAGCUGUUUUCGUCUGAAGCUUAGACCUACCAACAGUGCAAUAAUUAAUUACAAAUAGUGCAAUAAAACAUUUAAUCAUUAUGUUGUACAAUAUCACUAGACACAGGGUCUUUCAAAAUGAACUGUUUUGAGUGACCCUGCUAAACAGUAAUAGACUAUUAAGUUACUGAUUCACCUCAUGCAAUAUCACUAUUCUGUCACAGACUUACUGAUUCACAUGGUGUAAUAUUUAUGUCUCCCCACGGGGGAGACAUAUUGCUCUUGCCUUUGCCAUCUGUCCAUCCGUCUGUCUGUCCACAUUAAGCUUGUCCGGCUUUCACAGGUCAAACUGCUGGCUGGAUUUCGACGAAACUUCCCAGGAGGGAUCAGUGCCAAGCCUAGUUGUGCAUAUCGCCGGCAUGUUCCGCUUCGCUUCACAAAAUGGCCACCAGAGCUAAAAAUAAGAAAAUCUUAUCCGGCUUUCACAGGUCAAACUGCUGGCUGGAUUUUGACAAAACUUCCCAGGAGGGAUCAGUACCAAGUCUAGUUGUGCAUAUCGCCGACAUGUUCCGCUUCGCUUCACAAAAUGGCCACCAGAGCUAAAAAUAAGAAAAUCUUAUCCGGCUUUCACAGGUCAAACUGCUGGGGGGAUUUCGACGAAACUUCCCAGGAGGGAUCAGUACCAAGCCUAGUUGUGAAUAUCGCCGGCAUAUUCUGCUUUGCUUCACAAAACGGCUGCCAGAGCUAAAAAUAGAAGAAUCUUGUCCGGCUUUCACAGGUCAAACUGCUGGCGGGAUUUCGAGGAAACAUCACAGGAGUGAUCAGUACCAAGCCUAGUUGUGCAUAUCGCCGGCAUGUUCUGCUUCCCUUCACAAAAUGUCCACCAGAGCUAAAAAUAGAAAAAUCUUGUCAGGCUUUCACAGGUCAAACUGCUGGCUGGAUUUCAACAAAAUCACAGGAGUGAUCAGUAACAAGCCUAGUUGUGCAUAUCGCCAGAAUGUUCCACUUUGCUGCACAAAAUGGCCACCAGAGCUAAAGGUAUACAUAGGGGGAAGACAUAUGUUUUUGUGACAAAAACACCUUCUAGUCUUGUUCUGCAAUAGAUUUACUGGCCAACAUUGUGCAAUAUUCAUGUUCUGCAAUAGAUUUACUGACAAACGUUGUGCAAUAUCACCCAACUGUACUAUACUUAACAUUGUACAAUAUCACCCAACUGUACUAUACUUAACAUUGUACAAUAUCACCCAACUGUACUAUACUUAACAUUGUGCAAUAUCACCCUACUGUACUAUACUUAACAUUGUGCAAUAUCACCCAACUGUACUAUACUUAACAUUGUGCAAUAUUACUACAUGUAUAUGGUAACAGACUUACUGAUGUAAUCUACUGGUGAUAUACUUUUAGCAAUUGGCACAUAAGACCACUGUUUAAGACAAUUUACCUUGACACAUUGUCUACUAUAAUUCUAAUCUUUCCAGUUGUUUGUUAUAAACAGUUGUUGGUUAUCUUAAUUAAAGUUCCUUGAGUUACAUUACAGUUUUAAUGCUAUUUGUUUGGAAGAAUUCAGUGUUAAAGGUUAAUUGUUGUUAUAUGACUGUUUAUUUGAAGUAGCACAAAGAUUGUACAUUAUAUAUUUUAUUAAAUAUUUUAAUUAUUUUCUUGUAACAAGAGUUUGUGAUAAUAUAUAUUGCACCUUA